CACACACACACACACACACACACACGCACACAUGCACACACACACUGUCAGAGGAGGAGCAACAUACAGUUACUUUCUCCUUGUCUCCAGUUUGUCCAGAGGUGACAGUAACAUGGAGCAUAUGAAGAGUGCUCAUUCACAUCAUUGCAUACAUGUAAGGUGAGAUUCUACAGCAAACUUUGAAGCCCGAAUGAUCAGUGACCACAUCCGAGAGCGGAGACAAUGGAGACUGUGAAUACCAGCAGCGGAGGAGACGCCGGCCUCUCCUCUGCCCAACCUUACACCACCGUAGAGAUUGUACUCAUCAUUCUGGUGGCAGGAUCCCUCAGUCUGAUCACCGUCAUUGGAAAUAUCCUGGUGAUGCUCUCUAUAAAGGUAAACAGGAACCUGCAGACCGUCAACAACUACUUCCUGUUCAGUCUGGCCUGUGCGGACCUCAUUAUUGGCGUCGGCUCAAUGAACCUGUACACUGUCUAUAUCGUGAUUGGCUACUGGCCCUUGGGAGCGGUUGUCUGUGACCUCUGGCUGGCGGUGGACUACGUGGUCAGCAACGCCUCAGUCAUGAACCUCCUGAUCAUCAGCUUCGAUCGUUACUUCUGCGUCACCAAACCUCUGAGCUACCCCGCGCGCCGUAGCACUAAGAUGGCCGGUCUGAUGAUCGCCGUCGCCUGGGUGCUGUCCUUUAUCCUGUGGGCCCCGGCUAUUUUGUUCUGGCAGUUCAUUGUAGGUGUUAGAACCGUGCCGCCAGACCAAUGCUACAUCCAGUUCUUCUCCAACCCGGCGGUUACGUUUGGCACGGCCAUCGCGGCCUUCUACCUACCUGUGGCCAUCAUGAUCUAUCUCUACUGGCGCAUCUCCAGGGCCAGCCGUAGCCGCAUGCAGAGGGACAGCAGGAAGACAUCCGGAACUAGUAUUGUUGAAGCUCACUCCCACAGUCAGGAGGAUGUGGGCGAGAACCAGAUCCAGAACAACUGCAUUCAGAAGAUUAGAGAGCAACUCAGAGAAGCUAUGCCAAGAAAGGAGAAGGAAGAACUGCAGCAACAGAACGGAAGUUCUCCUUGCAAGGAAGACAAACCCGAGCAGGUCGAACCGGAGGCGGAGAGCGUCCAACCCUCCACAUCUACGGAGAACGAGGUCCCCGUUUCGGUGCUGAAGGGACUGAACGCCAUAAAACGAAUGAACCAAGCAGAUCCAGCUUCCAGGACGACAUCUUUGACUGACUGUCAAGCCACAAGGACAUUGCUUAAGGUGACAAAGCAGAGCGCGGUGGCCAAGUGGCGCAAGAAAAGCACAUCCUUGCGUGAAAAAAAGGUGACCAGGACCAUCAUGGCCAUCCUGGUGGCCUUUGUGGUGACGUGGACGCCGUACAACGUGAUGGUGCUGAUAAACACCUUCUGCUCCGUCUGCAUCCCAAACGCCCUGUGGACCAUCGGCUACUGGCUGUGCUACAUCAACAGCACCAUCAACCCAGCCUGCUAUGCCCUCUGCAACACCACCUUCAAAAACACCUUCAAGCACCUGCUGCUGUGUCAGUACAAGAACAUACGAACAGUCCGGUGAGGCUGCUAUUGAUGCAGACUCCGUACUCCAAACGUCCACUAAAUGCCAAAAUGUGUGCAUGUCUUUUGCAGUGGUACCUUGACUUACGAGUGCCCCAACGUUUUUGUUUUCUAGUUUAAUCUGGUUUAGGCCAAUAAAUGCGCAAUGUCUUUAGGUAUCCCACAGGGCUCAUUACCAGGGCCUCCUAUCAUUGUAUGGAAAUGUGCAAUGUAAAUACAAGAAUUGCUAUUCAAGUCUAACUAUAAUGAGCAAUUAUCUAGAUUAAGUAGAGCAGUAUCUUGUUUACAAGUGUCAUGAGUUUUUCUCUUGGUUAUUUUUAUUUGUGUUUGUUUAGCGAAACAAAAUUAGAGGUUGAAGUUGUCGCUUAAAUGAAGAAAAUAAAGUAUUAUAUUGUGGGAAAGGAGAGCCGCGAUCAGCGAGACACGUUCAGAUGUUGAAUGGGACAAACCGUUAAUUACAAAAAUGCAAAACAAUUAAUCGCAUUUCAUUUCAUUUUAAUGGGAUAAAAUUAUUUGAAAUGCAAGUACAGUGAAUAAGGACCUUGGUCAAAGAACGAAUUAAACUCUUAAGGCAAGGUUCCACUAUAUUUCCCAAUCUAUUGCAACACUACCAUUAAUAAGACCAGGCUACAUUUGUGUACUUUAUUGGCAACCUCCAAUUUUCGCAAUGUGUCGUGUCGAGCAGGAUGCACAUGUAAACAUUUUUCUAAAAUGUGUGUGCUCCAUACAUACAUAACAAGGAAUAAGUCAUCAUGUGCUUGCUGCUAGGGGCCAAAUUAUUAUGAACUAUUUUUUCUAAAUGAUUGUAUUAAUAGUUUAAACUAUAAAUGUAGUUUCAAUCCAUGAUCCCAAAACAAUUUAAUAUCAUUUCAGACUCAUCUAAUUAAAACUAAAAAUGAAUACAGAUGAGUUCCAAAAAAGAAAAUUACAAUCCAAGAACUGUCUCUCGGUUGCCACUCUGAAAUACUUAUUUGACACCAAUUACUUCUUUCCAAUUACUACUUUGCAAUUUAGACUGGGAAUUUGUCAACAUCCACCUGUAUCUUAGGGCAUUACAAGCAAGUGCAACAAUAAAAUGAAAAAAUAAUCAUUGUUUUUAAACACACUUAAACUUGUUAAACCUGUCUACAAAGUUGCAAUGUCCUCCAGCAAGAAUCCAAUACCCCACACUGCUCUCCGGCAGUUAAGCAGCCCUCUGCUUCAGUGUGUACUCGCUGGAAUGGGUCAAAUGCAGAGGUUGAAUUUUAUGUCGGAACAGUUACUGCUGAGCUUAGUUGGGGACCUUCUCUGCCUUUUGCUCUUAAUUACAUUGUAUAUUUUCUAAUAGUGCUGCCUGCUAUGUAGCACAACAGAACACAGCCCUGAAAAUGUGCAACUCUAUCAUGAUAAUAAUAAUAAAUAAUAAUAAUAAUAAUAGUGGGGGUGACACUAUUUUACUCAUUAUGCGUCAAGUAUAUGGAAAUCACCAUAAACUAUGGAGUAGAACACAGUGUGUUGGUGAAAUGUUUCAUUGUGUGUGUGUGUGUGUGUGUUCAUGUUUCCUCGAUGUCGAGUGCAGAUAGUAAACGAGUCCAAAUACAUUUACAGUAUUAACACCUGUAUUAGUUGCUUCCUCAAUUGAUGUUAUUGUAAAACGUGUAUCUUACUAUAAAUCGUGGCAUGAAAAUAAAUAUUGUGACAUGUUGAAA
Syngnathus typhle (broad-nosed pipefish) is the source of this 3247-nucleotide messenger RNA. Its product is annotated as muscarinic acetylcholine receptor M2-like. Bases 223 to 1560 code for a protein of 445 amino acids. The transcript is spliced from 4 exons. Gene Ontology annotation, molecular function: G protein-coupled acetylcholine receptor activity; G protein-coupled serotonin receptor activity. The record is from RefSeq and is a predicted model, not a curated record. Gene Ontology annotation, cellular component: dendrite; synapse; plasma membrane. Gene Ontology annotation, biological process: chemical synaptic transmission; regulation of smooth muscle contraction; adenylate cyclase-inhibiting G protein-coupled acetylcholine receptor signaling pathway. Lineage: Eukaryota; Metazoa; Chordata; Actinopteri; Syngnathiformes; Syngnathidae.